This is a messenger RNA of Rhopilema esculentum, 1361 nucleotides long. RefSeq lists its product as uncharacterized. The record is from RefSeq and is a predicted model, not a curated record. Gene Ontology annotation, molecular function: zinc ion binding; RNA binding. NCBI's taxonomy places the organism in Eukaryota, Metazoa, Cnidaria, Scyphozoa, Rhizostomeae, Rhizostomatidae.
CAUUGUACUUCGAGCUUUCCUUUGACUAUCGAAAGUGCGGCAGUUUGUAAAAAGUGUUGUAGAAGCAGCAUCUUUGCCUGCAUUGCCGUUAUUCCUUGAGGUUGAGAGGAAAAUACAACAAUGAGUAGAAUAUAUGUAGGCGGCCUGCCUCCAGAUGCUUCUAGAAGAGAAGUUGAACGAGAAUUCGAAUAUUAUGGACCGCUAAGAGAUGUUUGGGUCGCUCGAAAUCCUCCCGGUUUCGGGUUCAUCGUGUUUGACGACGCUAGAGAUGCAGAGGAUGCAGUUAGAGAGAUGGAUGGAAGACGAGUUUGCGGCUCUAGAGUCAGAGUUGAGAUGGCCCGGGGACCAACUCGUGGUGGCAGAAGCUCCCGGCAGAACCGGGAUAUGCAAUGCUAUGAAUGUGGCAGGAUAGGACAUUCAGCAAGACAAUGCACACGAAAAGGCGAAACUGAUCGCUCCUCAAGAAGGCGCCGCUCACGAUCAAAGUCACGUGACAGAAGAAGGUCAUCAAGUAGAUCUCCAAGAAGGUCUAGAUCCAGGUCUAGAUCAAGAUCAAGGCAAAAGAAAGAUGACAGACGAAGACAUUCAACAUCAAGAUCAAGAUCUCGUGACAGGAAACGAUCAAGAUCAGAAUCGAAGGAAAGAACAAGAAAAAGAAGUAGAAGUGCAUCUGGUGGAAAGUCAAGAUCGCGCUCAAGAUCAAUGUCUCCAAAGCGGAAUCAUGAAGAUGAGGACCAACAGGACACACAAAAUCAUGAAGAUGGUGUUGGAGACAAGAUUGAUGAUGAUUAUGAGAAUGGAAGCUAAAUCAUGAAAUCAUAUUGGACACAUAUAAACAAGCAAACUUACCAUUUAAAGGAUUAUUUAUGAUAAAUGAUAACUUGUGCACAAUUACAGGACGAAAGACUGUUUGAUACGAAAAGUUACUUAGAAAAUUGAUGCCUUAAUUCAUUUAUUAGACUAUCAUUAGUAUCUUCCCUUGUCCAAGCUUGACUAUUUAUGGCAUUUUUACCAAUGGAACACAUCUGUUCCCAAUUAGAGUGAAACAGUGUGUGGAAAAUGUCAUUUGAAUUUAAGAAUUGGACCUCCUUGUGAUAAUUUACUGUUUUAUUUACCUAUCAAUUAUAAAGAAUGAUUUUUACCCAAGGUUUCUGCCCCAUUUAAGUUAAAGACGUGUAAGAUAUUAUUGUUUUAGAAAGUAAAGUAACCACAUGAUUGUAAGGAUUGCAAAGUUAAGGGCUUUUAUCCUCUGCUUGUUGCAUUUUAAGCAAAUUCAUGUUAGCAUUUACUGAUAUAUCUAGUUGUCUUACUUUGGCAGUAGCUAAUUUAUCAUUUUAAUAUUUUAGUACUUGUAAACAAGA